AUGUCCACCAGUGCUCAGACGCCCACGGUCGUCCGCAGCCACUCUACAUCCUCACGCUCACACUCCCAUCGUCCUCCUGCAUCUGAGUUACCUCAUCGCACUCGAAGUGUCGCUGUCAGACCAUCCACCGCUUCUCAGUCCUACCAAUCCCAUCAAAAUAGCCCCAGUCAUCAAAAGUCCCAGUCCCAUGAUCGCCGACCGCCCUCCAAUCAGGCGGUCUUCGAUAACAUAGCCCGUCGGGACUUUGACGGUUCACGGGGCUCCCACUCCACUUCCUCUCGCCGAAGUUCUUCCAAGGAGCUCUCUCGCGAGCGUCCGUCUACCGGCUAUCGUAACGAAUCGUCGUCCAACAAUACCAGCAAGCACCAGAGAAACCUGUCGGUACAAGGUCGCCAGCGAGACAGCAUAGACAUGGCGUCGGCAGGCCCCGUGGCGGCGGAGCCGGUGCCCGCUCCUCCACAAGCCGCGGCCAGCUCGCAUUUGCAUUCUGCUGCCUCUGUGCAGCCUAAGCGUCGCACAACCAUCACCACCCCUUCCGGCCAGUGGGCCUUGGGAAAGACCAUUGGCGCGGGAAGCAUGGGCAAGGUCAAGCUUGCGAAGAACAUGGAGACCGGUGAACAGGUCGCCGUCAAAAUCGUCCCAAGACAGUCAACCGAAGAGCAUCGCAAUUCGCGCGACACCGAGAGAGCGGAUCGCUCGAAGGAGAUUCGAACCGCCCGGGAGGCUGCGAUCGUAAGCCUUGUGAAUCAUCCUUAUAUCUGCGGUAUGCGCGACGUGGUGCGCACGUCGUAUCAUUGGUACAUGCUGUUCGAAUAUGUCAACGGUGGCCAGAUGCUCGAUUAUAUUAUCUCACACGGUAAAUUAAAAGAAAAACAAGCACGGAAGUUUGCGCGCCAGAUCGCAAGUGCGCUGGACUACUCUCAUCGCAACAGCAUCGUACACCGCGACCUCAAGAUCGAAAACAUACUGAUCAGCAAGACCGGUGAUAUCAAAAUCAUCGAUUUUGGUCUGAGUAAUCUUUUCUCGCCGCGCAGCCUCCUGAAGACGUUCUGCGGUAGUCUCUACUUUGCUGCACCGGAAUUGUUACAGGCGAGGCAGUACACAGGACCCGAGGUGGAUGUCUGGAGUUUUGGCAUCGUACUCUAUGUCCUCGUCUGUGGCAAAGUACCCUUCGAUGAUCAGAGCAUGCCGCAACUUCAUGCGAAGAUCAAGAAGGGACAUGUUGAAUAUCCGCAAGGCUUGUCUGCAGAGUGUCGCCAUAUCAUCUCCCGAAUGUUGGUAACGGACCCUAAGCAACGCGCAAGCCUGGCGGAGAUUAUGAACCAUCCUUGGAUGAACAAAGGAUUCAGUGGACCGCCCGAGAACUACCUCCCGGCUCGCGAACCCGUGCAGCUUCCGUUAGACCCGGAAGUUAUCGAGAAGAUGACGGGCUUCGAUUUCGGUCCACCCGAAUAUAUCGCAGCACAGCUCACAAAGGUCAUAGAGUCGGAAGAUUACCAGCAUGCCGUGAGAACAAGUGUCCGCGAGCAACCACAACCCGCUCACAGCGAGAAGAAGCGUGGCAUGUUCGAUUUCUACAAGCGCCGGAAUUCUGCGAGCAGAGACACGCUCUCAGCACCGUCGGCCGAGGCUGUCCAAUUAGGCAACGAUCCCCUCAAUGCAUACAGCCCGCUGCUCUCGGUGUACUAUCUUGUUAAAGAAAAACUUGAAAGAGAGCGAGCCAAAGAAGCUCAUCCCGGUGCUCUUGGUAUCCCACACGGUGCAGGUGACAGUACACUCAAGAUGCCAGACCUACCGGCACCAGAGGCAGCGCACACGAAUCAAUAUCAACUACCCGGCGAGAAGGAUACUGGCAGGAGAUCCCGUCCUCGAGCACGGACUCAUGGCGAUGAUGACCUCAAUGAUGGCAUCAAGAAUCUCCAUCUUACUUCGCAGGGAGUGCCGGAUUCUCCGAUUCCCACCAUCUCACACCCGGAGACUCCGGUGAAGAAGGAGAGCACCGCGGCGGGUAUUCUUAGAAGAUUCAGUACCCGAAGAGUGAAGGAGCGCAGCCGCGAUCCCGAGCGUGAGCGCAUCACCAGCCCCCACGCGCCAUCGCUUAGUGUUCAACCCCCAGCCGAUUCGGCUUCCCCACUCUCACGAGGAUUCAGCAUGAGGAGAAGCCGGCGGGCCGACCUUUCCCCGUCUGAUACGCCUGCUGGGGGCAGCCAGCCGCAACACCAAGAUCUCCUCAAGGCUCCGGGAUCGGCAGAGCCGGCCUCACGAUCCAACAAGUUCCUGGAGAGAUCAACGAGCGUCAAUUCAGCCGAUUACCGACCCCGGAGAACUGCGCGCAGAAAUGAUCCUGAUGCGUCAGACCUAGGUGGCGAUCGCCAACCACCGCAGACCAGUGGCUCUGACUACUCGAGUGUGAGCGUCCAGAAGGACCAACCAGCGACAAAGGAGGUGAAACAACCCAGUCGCACGCACGCUAGCCGAACGAUGUCGCUUGGCCAUGCUCGCCGUGAAAGCAUCCAGGCCCGCAGAGCGAGGAGGGAUGCCGCACGGGAGGCCAACGUUCCGGAGGAGACUGACGCAGACAUCUCUGGCGCGGGGACUGCUCUAGAGAGUGCGAAUGAGGGAGAGGACCUCUCCAAACCGGUCUUCCUCAAGGGUCUCUUCAGUGUUUCGACCACGAGCAGCAAGCCGCUGCCCUUUAUCCGCGCCGACAUCAUUCGUGUACUGAAACAGCUGUCCGUGGACUAUGUCGAAAUCAAAGGAGGCUUCAGUUGCCGUCAUGCACCCAGCAUCGAGCUGGACAAAGUGGUAGAUGCCGGGCCUCCAAGCCCUGAUCGAUCGGGUCAUGUGUCCGGUCACAGGCGCCGCAUCAGCUUCGGGGGGUUGCUGAAUCACGAUGAAAGCAAGGAGGAGUCUCGCCCAGCACAUACGCCGCGGUCUCAGCCUCGGCCCCGGGCCCCUGAUCGCAGCUUUGUCACCAACUCAGAAGGUUCGGACGAGUACGUUGCGCAUCGGGACAACAAUGUGGUCGUAGGCGAACGAGUCAUGGGCGAGACUACGACUCGAGUGCAGAGUGAUACCGGAGAGAAUAUGAUUCUGAGAUUCGAGAUUCUGAUUGUUAAGGUCCCGCUGUUCUCAUUGCAUGGAAUCCAAUUCAAGAAGGUUUCAGGCGGCAUGUGGCAGUACCGUGAGAUGGCGAAGAAGAUUUUGGAUGCCCUCAGGCUUUGA
This is a messenger RNA of Aspergillus clavatus NRRL 1, 3225 nucleotides long. It is a transcript of the gene kin1, whose product is annotated as putative serine/threonine protein kinase Kin1. Gene Ontology annotation, cellular component: cytoplasm. Gene Ontology annotation, biological process: protein phosphorylation; intracellular signal transduction; microtubule cytoskeleton organization. NCBI's taxonomy places the organism in Eukaryota, Fungi, Ascomycota, Eurotiomycetes, Eurotiales, Aspergillaceae. Bases 1 to 3225 code for a protein of 1074 amino acids. The transcript has 3 exons. The record is from RefSeq and is a predicted model, not a curated record. Gene Ontology annotation, molecular function: ATP binding; protein serine/threonine kinase activity; tau-protein kinase activity.